Cuscuta campestris is the source of this 1522-nucleotide messenger RNA. NCBI's taxonomy places the organism in Eukaryota, Viridiplantae, Streptophyta, Magnoliopsida, Solanales, Convolvulaceae. The record is from the annotation of a GenBank genome assembly.
GUAUGACGUAAGGGCAAGAUCGAAGGGGAAGAAGAUCAAGACACAUCUCUGCUUCUACGACAUACACGGAAGAAUUCCAAGGUCGGAUAAUCAGUAUAUGUAUAUCUUCAUAGAUAGAGAUACACAGACAUACGGAAUAUAGGGUAGUGGGAUAUGGGUUGCUCCUCUUCGGUUCCAGAUAGGAGUUUGGGACAGAAGGGAGGUCUUAAUCCUGACAAUGGUGCUGCAAAUGACCCUAAGAAUCUCCGCGUGAAGUUGGUACUGCUGGGUGAUUCUGGUGUUGGAAAAAGCUGCAUUGUUCUACGUUUUGUUCGUGGUCAAUUUGAUCCAACAUCAAAGGUUACUGUUGGGGCUUCCUUUCUAUCGCAGACAAUAGCCCUGCAAGAUUUGACUACAGUUAAGUUUGAGAUUUGGGAUACUGCUGGUCAGGAAAGGUAUGCAGCGCUAGCGCCACUUUACUACAGGGGUGCUGCUGUUGCAGUUGUUGUAUAUGACAUCACAAAUCCGGAUUCAUUCAACAAAGCACAAUAUUGGGUCAAGGAAUUGCAGAAGCAUGGAAGCCCCGAUAUAAUCUUGGCCCUUGUGGGGAACAAAGCCGAUCUCAAUGAAAAACGAGAAGUAUCUGUUGAAGAUGGAAAGGAGUAUGCUGAAAAGAAUCAAAUGUUCUUCAUAGAAACCUCUGCUAAGACAGCAGACAAUAUAAACCAGUUGUUCGAGGAGAUUGCGAAGAGGCUGCCACGACCAUCUGUUUCUUGAUCCUCAAGCACAGGGAAGGCAGCGAUUCGAUAUAGAUAUGCCUGUACUCUAUUAUUAUGUAAAUAAAAAAGGAAAAAAAUGGUAUCCAGGUUCUUCUUGGGAGAUUUAUCUAAUUGUGCUUGGCUGCUCCUCAUUUGUGUCAUUUCUAAAUUGAAAGUUGUUACUCCUUUUAAAGUGUGCUCAUUAUUUUGGAUGCCCAACUGUUAUAACAAUAUGUAAGUUUUGGGCACUUCUUAUUUAUUUUUGUUUGAGUGAUAUUCUCUAAUCAGAUUUACUCUUAUUUUUCUUUGCAAGUCAUUUUGUUGGGCGUUCUUGCUGGUAUGAUAUCUGUCCCUAAACCCUAAAUUGGGUCCUGGGUUUUUGUCCGCCUAGGCGCUCUUAUCGCACCUGCUCCUACCCCUCUCGCGCAUGGACAUGUGCUAGGGGCAGGCGGUACUGGAGGAGUAGGUGCGAUAGGAGUCUGGGCAAGAUGUUUUCCAUCCGAAUUGACAGAUAUUCGUUCCAACAAGAGCGUCCAGCCCAUUGACAGAUAUUAUAAGAGAAUAUCGUUUGAACAAAAAUAAACAAGAAAUGUCUAGAACUCAGCAGAUUGUUGUAACAAUGGCCCAUGUGUAAGCCAUCUAGGCAAAAAAUGGUAUCCAACUUCUUGGGAGAUUUAUCUAAUUAUGCAACUCAUAGUCGUGUUUUGUAAGUGUGCUCAUCACUUCGGAUGCCCAAUUUGCUUUCAAAAUGAUUCAUGGAAUGGAGAUAUUACUUGCUAUGUCUA